CAAAACAAUCAGUUGACAUUUGAAAAUUCGAAGUUUAACAAAAACAAAUAUGAGAAUAUUACUUGGGCUCUAGAGAAUUGUUGCAGCUUUUCGGUUAUAUUCUUGGAAUGGACUCUUUCUAAAUGCAGAUUCAACUCAGUGAAUAAUUGGUUGCAGCUACGUUCGGACCGUGUGCAAAAAGAAGGCUCAAAUGUAGCAUAAAAAUGGUGUCCCACCCAAAAAAAAAAUACACCGAAAGUUAUGAUGCUUUUCGCACCUACAGGCGGUACUUAAACGCGUUGAGCCGCCUGCAUUGGAUGCACAGUUCAACGCAAGCAGGAUCAACUUCAUCGCCAACCCAUCCGCUGAGUCGCCUACCUGCAGGCAGUUCGUGCCGCAGCUGUCACUGCAAUAAGGUAAAAAAGGAACAGUUAUGUGGUAAUGAAGUACCUGCCACUUUUCGCACGAAACGACCAACAUAUAUCGUUUUCGAUGAGGUGGAUCCUAUUGCUGCUUUGGAGGAGAGCUUUGAAUUAACCGCAGAUGCUCCAUCCAAGGACACCGUAUUUGUUCAGCACAAGGCCACCCAGACAGACGACCGUAUCUUAUUGUCACCAUCGUUUUUGAUGAUUAAAGGGGACUCGCUAGAUCCAGUCAAUCAUAAUUCUACAGAGGAGGAAUCAAAAACGCAGGAUGAAAAAAUAAGAGGAACAACGCACGAUUACGACGAUGAAAUAAGGACGCCUCUUUCCGAAUUCUAUUACACAUCGGCGAAUUCCAAGCGACCAAUUAAAAAACCAGAUACAUCAAAGGAUUCUCAACGGUCAGGGGCGAGAUUCGAUACAUUUAAAAAAUCAAACAAGUUUGUCUCGAAUAAACAUUUUUUCGAACACAUACCCUUUUUGAAACGACCCAUAAUAACAGUAAGGUCCGCCAGCAGAAAAAGUGAAAAUGUUCAAAGAGAGUCUAAGCCCAAGGAACGAUUAAUAACUUAUGAAAAGAAGAGACCAACUUACGAAAAAGAAACGCAAUACGAAAUAUAUGAAAUGGAUGAAAAACCUCCCAGAAGAUCUGACAUACCGAUUUUAGGCCACCAACUGAGCAGAAUUCGUUUCACAAUUGAUCAACUAGAGGCACAGCUGGAGAAACUUCAAAAUGACGUCGACGCACUUAAAAGUAAGAGAAGGCAAGAGGUUCAGGAGAGUGCUCGACAACAUUGUUAUAUUAAGCCCGAUAGAAAUCGAUCGCUGGAUAGGUUUGUAGUAAUCAAUGCCAGCAGUUUGUCUCCUCCAGUCAAAACCCAAAGUGGUUUAAAAAUUAUUAAGAUACCCAAGGACUCAGAUAUCUCCUAUGUAGAUAAAAUCAGUUGUCAAACAAAUGCGCCGAGGGAGCCCACCGCUAAUAGAAAACCGACCCAUAGCACAUCCUUUAUACGUGUGUGCGAAGAAAACGCCAGCGGAUUGUUUGGACCUAAGGAAUUAAAAGGCAUUUGGCCACCCGACAAAGGUAAUUCAAUAGAUGUAAAGCUUCCUUUUAAUACCUCUACGGAGUCGUUUAAGCCCUGUACUUGUGUCCGAAACAAGCCAAUAGGUCAAGAAUCCAAUAACAAUAUUCAACUAGAAUACAAGAAACCAUUUUUAAUUCAGACUAAGUCUAAUACAAAUAGUUCGAUAGAAUCUAAGAAAGCCACUACCCUUAAGCAGCCUAUUAUUGUUGUGUCUAACUAUAAAGCGAAAACUUCGUCUGAGGCCGUCGAGCCAUGUUUUUGUGACCAGGAAGAACCAAAAGUCCAGCCGAAAUCGGAUAAUCUGCUGGAGCACCAGCCCUCAAGUGUAUGUCAGUUCUGCUCGAAAAAGGUUGAGCGAGUGUUGGAUGAUCUAGUUGGUACGUUGGUUAAGGUGAUUGGCAAUCGGCCCCUUAAAACUAUCUUGCUGUCUAUUCUCCUGCGCGCCGACAAUGUCUAUCAUGUUAAUGUACAGGUGAGGGAGACAAUGCAUGUACUCGGGUGCUUGCUGGUCAAUCACGCCGCCAUAGAGGAGGCUAUCAAACAGGGCAUAUUCAAAGAGAUUCUCACCUACUCUGUGAUUGAUGUGCGUAAUACGAUCAAGCCAAUCGGUCCUCCAAUCGGUAUACCAUUUGAAUUCAUUGCAAAGCCGCGAAAAAAUGCUCAUAACUAUACAAAAAAGGCUGAAUCUGCCAACAUUGAGGAUCUGAGAACCCAGGCUUUUAUCACUAAUGUUCUCGGAGUACCAGCCGAUAAAAUAAGUAAAAAUGGCAAGUAAUUCUAAUUUCGCACAAUUUCGGAAGAUUUCUGCAAGAUUAUCAACUCAAGCUAUUAUUCAAAACAAAUCAAUCAAGAUAUGCUUAGUGCCGUAAUCUAUUUAAAAUUGAUCGAAUCAACAUACGCAUAUUGAGUAAAAUGAUUUGUUUCUCGUAUAACUCAUUAUAGGCGUUGAUAAGAACCAUUUUAUUCAAACUGACACAACUUUUCGAGAGUAUAAUAAAUCGUCUGCAACUAAAUGUUAAAGAUAAAA
Molecule: messenger RNA, 2513 nt
Organism: Drosophila virilis
Lineage: Eukaryota; Metazoa; Arthropoda; Insecta; Diptera; Drosophilidae
Source: RefSeq, a predicted model, not a curated record